AAAGACAAGGUUGCAUAACGGGUUAGAGAUCCUACAAUCAUAUAGUUCAUGUUUGGGUACCUAUAUGCUAUAUGCUAAUUCAAAAGUGUGGGAUUGAGAUCAAUUUAUCUUCUGUCGUGAUUUUCCACUCGAAUAGUGAAGUUGUGACUGAAUCAUCAGAUGCCUUCAGUUGGAUGCCAUUAUGCAUUACUUGAUUAUUGCGACUAUAUUCGCAAUCUCCUCCGUCGAAUCGUUGCUGAUUACCGUUGAACAAGGUACAUUAAAUGGAACACAUUUGGAAGCUCGUAAUGGUAAACUAUUCAACGCUUUUUAUGGAAUACCGUAUGCUAAGCCUCCAAUUGGAAAGUUAAGAUUCAAACCUCCCGUUAAGGCUGGACCAUGGAAGGGUAUUUUAGAUGCCACUCAGCAUCCUCCUAUUUGUAUACAAACACUCGAGGGUACAAGUACGAUUGAAGGUACCGAAGAUUGUUUGUAUUUGGAUAUUUAUACUCCGCUGAAUGCUCGAAAAGGUAGCAAUUUACCAGUAAUUGUGUACAUUUUUGGAGGUAAAUUUAAACAAGGAUCCACAUAUGAAAAUGGACCACAGAACAUUAUGCAAAAUGAUGUCAUUAUCGUGUUUCCUAGUUAUCGACUCGGUGUAUUUGGAUUUUUGAGCACAGGAGACACAGUAAUUCCAGGAAAUUUCGGUUUAAAAGAUCAGACAUUGGCGAUGAAAUGGGUUCAAAAAAACAUUCACCAUUUUGGAGGUGAUCCUGAUCGAGUCACAUUGCAUGGUCAUAGUUCCGGGGCUGCGUGUGUCCAUUUGCACACAUUGUCACCUGCAAGUAAAGGAUUGUUUCAUAAAGUGAUUAUCCAAAGCGGUGUAGGAUCCUGUACGAUAGAAUAUUUCGGCCCCGAUGUAUCUCGUGCGAUUGCGAAAGAAUUCGGCAUCAGAGUCGGUUGCCCGAGUGUAACUUCUUCUCAAGAUAUGUAUGAAUGUUUCAUGAAUAUACCCCCAAAUAUCACUGCUUCAAUUCCAGAACAAAUGUAUGUAUGGGAUCUGGAUCCAGAUGCCACAUUUAGACCUACGAUCGAAGAUAAAAACGCUGAACAAGCAUUUCUCACUGAAAUGCCGAAUCAAGCUCGAUAUCAAGCCAAUAAUAUACCUUGGCUUAUCGGAAUAACAACAGGGGAAGGAGCUUUCAAAGUUGCUCGAUAUUUAAAUAUCGAUAACGAUGCCGAAUUGGCGCCGUUAAUAAAUGAAGAUUACGAGUUGUUGUUUCCUAUAACAAUGCAAUAUUUAUGGAACACCAAAGUCGAAGAUUUGAAUUUUAUUUCAAAAGCUCUUCGGAAGCGAUAUUUUGGAAAUCGAGAAAUAGGAAAAGAAACCGAUCGUGAGAUGACCUCGAUGUACACGGAUGCUAUGUAUGGGUUCUGUACCAUUGACGCAAUACGCACGUAUCCAGGCCCCAAACACGUGUAUUUAUACAAUUAUAGCGGAAAUUAUUCGAUGAAAGUACAAAAUUGUAUUGGAAAUUACGAUAAAUUCUUAGGUCCGAGCCAUGCUGACGAAGUAAGAUUAUUUUUCGAACGUCAAGGAACCAUUGACCUGAUAAAUGAUGAAGAUCUCAGGUUUGGUGACGAAUUAAUCAAAAGAUGGAUUAAUUUUGCGUACACGAGUGAUCCAAAUUCACCGAUGAAAAUUGACGAAACGAUAAUGGGUUAUUGGAAACCAGUGACGUCCAACAGGAUCGAAUAUUUGUUCAUCGACUGGAAUGGAACAAUGCGAACGGAUUUGUAUAAAGGAACGUACCAGUUUUGGAAAAGUUUACCCAUUGGUAGUAGGUAUUAUAAUUAUGGAAAAUCUUGAAGAAUGAGGUGGUUUUCAGACUUACGGUGAUCGAAUACGUAAAACCGUACUUUUACCAGCAUUUUAUUCUGUGAUAUUACGAGUAGAAUCUCUCGAAACGUAUUUUGGUAUUUUUUUUAACGAACUUCAGGUUUUGAAUCUGUUUCAUUAAUUGUUAUUUUUCACUCUUUCGGAAUCACAUUUAAAAAAUUCAAUAAUUUAUACCUAGCAAUACUCCUCAUUCCUCAAUAAAUCAAAACAAUCAACGAAACAGGUAAUUUAAUUACUGUUAAAAUAUUUAUACUAAUGUUACCAUCAGUUUUCAAACUAGACUUAAGAAAAUAAAACGAACAAAAAAUAAACGUAUAAAAAAGUC
Planococcus citri (citrus mealybug) is the source of this 2204-nucleotide messenger RNA. Its product is annotated as esterase E4-like. The transcript is spliced from 11 exons. Lineage: Eukaryota; Metazoa; Arthropoda; Insecta; Hemiptera; Pseudococcidae. The record is from RefSeq and is a predicted model, not a curated record. Bases 182 to 1849 code for a protein of 555 amino acids.